AAUGUCUCUCCGCUUAUAUAUCAUUUUAUCAAACAAAAAAACAGAAAACCCUGCGAAAAAGAAUGCAAAACCGCCACAACGCUUUGUUUUGAAGCUUCACUCAUGUCGCAUGCACUUCAUCUCGUCCCCAAUAACAUUCCUGGUUAUGGACCGACAGACUGCCGAUAUCUCUCCUACUCUGGCAUUUCCGGAAGAGCAGUGACUCUAUCUCCUUGCUCUUCACAUAGUGACCACAAAAUUUGUACACAGGUGAAUGUUAGAUCUUUGAAAUGUAGUUCGAGGGGAAUAAUAUCUUUUGUAUGCAGAGCAGGUCCUGGUGGCCGUAGGAGAAACCCUGACUUCUCGAGGCAAAGACCUGGAUAUCGAGGGAAGAAUAGACAAAAUGAAGACAGGGAGAACUUCGAAAAUCUAGAUGAAUCCGAAAUGAUAUCUUCAAAAAAUGGGCCGUUGCUUUCCCUUUCUGGUUCCACAAAAUUUCAAGCCACUGCUGCCCCAGGUCCAAGAGAGAAGGAGAUUGUGGAGCUUUUUAGGAAAGUCCAAGCUAAACUUCGAGAAAGAACUGCUGCUAAAGAAGAUACGAAAAUCGAAGCCUCACAAGGAAAGGGCAAAGAGAGUGAAACUGUUGAUUCUCUCCUUAAGUUAUUGAGGAAACACUCGGUCGAACAAGGUAAGAAAAAGAACAGCAAUGUCAGCAGCAGAGACUUGAAUUUAGAUACUCCCGAAGUGAAUGGCUCUUCAAAUGAAGAUAAAAGCUUUAGUUUCUUUGGUUCAAAUGAUAGAGUGAGGAGUGAGACGAAAGAAUCCUAUGCCCCUAGUUUAAGCAGACCAGCAUCAAAUUUCCGAAAGAAAUCACCUGUUCCACAAAUGAAAUAUCAGACACUUUAUUCUGAUGAGGAGAUGGUAAAUUCCGUGACACAUGUCAAUUCUGAUAGGAAGAGAAAUUUGAGUUUGGCCAAGUCACAUCCUGCUGUCAAUGAUGUGCCUGAAUUAGAGGAAGAACUAGAGUCUGAAUCCGAUCCCGAGCUUGAAUCCGAGUCAAUCUAUCAAGAAUCUGACAUGUUGGAUGAGUUGUCAGAGGAUGAAUCUUCUGAUGUUGAUGAGGAGGACAGAGAACAGCAUAUUGAGCAUGAGGAUUUGAGUGCUUUGAAACUACCAGAACUCAGAGCGCUUGCAAAAUCUCGCGGGUUAAAGGGAUUUUCCAAAAUGAAAAAGAGUGAUUUGGUGGCAAUACUUAGUAGCUUGAGCUAGUUAGUAAUGAAGCCGAAAAACUAAAGAUCACUUGCAUUUUGAUGGUUGUGAUAUGUGAGAUUCUCAUUUUGUUUUUUCAUGGUACUUAUUUUGUGUUUAUUAUUAAAUGUAUAACUAAACUGCCGAAAAAUCCUUCCAAGAGGCGGGAAGCUAUGGAUGUUUCGAUAUGGUUUUGUCAGGUUACCCUUUUUACAGUUUUCCGCAAAUCAUCUGAGGAAUCAAUCUUCUUUUAUUCUGUA
Molecule: messenger RNA, 1487 nt
Organism: Gossypium raimondii (Peruvian cotton)
Lineage: Eukaryota; Viridiplantae; Streptophyta; Magnoliopsida; Malvales; Malvaceae
Product: rho-N domain-containing protein 1, chloroplastic
Exons: 2
Coding region: 103-1248 (381 amino acids)
Biological process (GO): DNA-templated transcription termination
Source: RefSeq, a predicted model, not a curated record